UCAGCAGCAGCAGCAGCAGCAACAACAACUGCAACAGCAACAGUAUCGACAGCCGCCGCAACAGAAACAACAACACUUUUGCCAACCGAGCCGGAACAUUCUGUACCCAUGCUAUCGGUACAGACGGCCGGCUGCGCGGGAAUGGAGCGGCUCGGCGUUCCGACCCGCACAUCUUUGAGCACACCACCCGAUGAUAGGGAUCAAUUUAGAUGUAGAAUGCGCGUUGAUGCGCUCCAGGCACGUGAGCUACUGGCUGUGCGUGGCGAAACUGUGAUUCGUGGCGCCGGCAACAAUCAGCAGCAUCAGCAGCAACACCUUCUUCAUCACAGCAGCAUCAGCAGCAGCACCAGCAGUAGCAGCAACAAGCAACAACAUUCCCACCACCAGCAACAACGCAUGACAACUCCAAGCACGCACAACUCCGGCGGAGGAGGAGGAGGAGCAGGCGGUGACCGCCAACCGUUGAGUAACAGUAGCAGCAGCAGCAACAACAACAAUAGUAUUAGCAGUAAUGUGGCGCGAGGCGGCAUCGAAGCGACAACCCUCAAGUACGGAAACACCGGCAGCGGGAGUGGUUGCUACAAGGGCGACUGCGGCAACACCUCCUCCGGAUCCACGUGCAGCUCGCUGCAGAGCCACAGCAACGAUCACCACCAACAUUACCAGUACCAGCUGCAGCAGCAGCAGACGCCCCGUUGUCCACAUCACGUACCACUGCCGGACAGCGAGUACGGACAGGAUCGGCACCUGCAAAUCAGGAGCAGCUACCAGCAAUCGGAGAUCACAAGGUCGUACACGAAACCGCCGCCCAACAAGACGGUGCGGGAUGUGCCCGAGCAGAUCUCGGCGGGCGGCUGCGGCGUCUCCAGCUCCAGCUACCGUCUCACCACGCUCCAGGCCGCCUCCUCAACGUACACGCCCGGUGGCGUGUCAGUGUCCGCCUCCUCAUCGUCCAGCAAAUCGAAGCCGAAUGCCAUAACCAAGUUCUUCUCGCGCAUCAGUUCGCCCAAGUCGCCGCCGAGCUGUACGAUGUCGUCGGUGGCGUCGCCUUCGCCUCCAUCCUCCGUCUCCAUGUCGUCGUCCGCCUCCUCGCUAGCCUCCUCCGCCUGUGUGUCCACCUCGUCGUCGGCCUCCUCGCUGGCUGCCGCGCCUCUGCCCACGCUGCCAGUGUCCAAUGCAUCGAUGCUGAAGAGCACGGCCUGCGGUUAUGGGACAAAUCCCAGCGGGACGCAUAUCUACGCGGGAUUGGGCCCGAGCACGCAACUGCUGACCAGCCUGGGAACCGGAACGAGCGGCAAUUGCAGCCCCGAACGGAUACCCACACCGCCGCUGUCCGUCUCCGUGCCAAUUGGAGCUGGCCUGCAGCCACUGAGGAGCAGCAGCAGCAGCAGUACCGCCAGUCUACCCGCCAACGAGACAGCUGCAACAACAACAACAUCAACAGCAACAGCCAACACUCAGUCUUCCUUUGCCGCCGGAGCCGGAGCGACGGGGGAUCUCCCGCUGACAACGAUGAGCCGCAAUAAUUCCAACUCUAGCAUGAUGAGCUACCACUGCAGCUGCAAUAGCCGGAAUUGCAGCCACUGUGCGGCCAACUCAUAACUGAGCUCGUGUUAAGUUUAACUACAUAACUACAGAUAUCGGCGGUUGGUGCAGAAACCACUGGAGAUUUUAGAACAUAAGCUAAGCUUUAGGAGCCAACGAGCUCUGCUCUAAGGAUAAUAACAACAACUUUUGCUGGUAAUUUUUCGAAAUAUUUUGUUUUUAAAUAUUUGAUCUAUUACUAUUUUGUGAGAGGUGCACAUUUGAAAAAGAUAUUUGUUAUUUAAUCUCCAGAGUUUUGUGCAGCACCUCCAAUACAUGUAUAUCUACAUAUAUAUACACAUAUAUUUUUUUUAUGUUAGCCUAUGUUUAUCUAUUAUGUUAAAGUUUAACAGAUUUAUUUUAUGUAGGUCUGUCGCCAACUUUUGCGCUGGUACGAAAAGACUGUUUAUUAGUCAGAAUUUAAUUUGUAAAUUUGAGUAACAAGAGAAGGAAAGUUAGAGAAUGAGAAAUGGAGAAGACAUAGCUGCGCUGCCGCCUUUUAAGCACUCACCACAGACCAUAGGUUUUUUUUUAGUUCUGUAACAUCAUUUCCAUUCGUCGCUUGCUUAACGUAACGAAACGUGAAUUUUUUUUUUGUGAAAACGAAGAAAGCAACAAACUUGAAAGAGACAGACACAAUACCACAAAACUUGAUGAAGGAAAGUAAAUAACAAAUCAUAAGUGAAUAUGUAAUUGUAAUUUUAUGAAUGAAUAUUGUAUACACUUUAGUUUGAAUAACUCUAGUUUUAAAUCAAAGCCAACCAACUCUUAACUAUAAUCUAUCCCUAUGCCUACCCUUAUCCAUAUCCCAUAUCCCCUAUUAUUAUUGUACGCAUGGCCCAUGUGCUGGAACACACGAAAAACACACACAAACAAUUUUUAGUUCAAUUGAAAUUUGUAUUUGUAUAUUUGCUAACGGAAUUACAAUGUAAAAAAAAAAAAAAAAAAUGAAAUGAAAUCUAUGUAAACCAAAUUGUAGAGAAAUUAUUGUUUUCAUUUUUAUUUGGCUGAAGCUUAUUCUCAUUGCGGUUUUCCAGCGGGAUUUAUUUGAAUUUUACAUUUAAAAAAUCAGAAGACCGAUAAUUUAAACUUUAUCGACCAGCAAAUGCAGUCUGGCAACUCUGGCAAAACGUUUUCUUGGGACUGUCACUCUGGUCGAUCAUUGGAAAGUUUGGCAUCACUGAACGAUCUUGGCGGUCUUUUAAGUAGAAAAUAGCACCUUUUUUUGCGUGUUAAGUUUAGAAUAAUAAAAGAAUUAAAAAAUAAUCCCACUGCAAUGUAAGUUAUAAGCACAAUUAAGAAUUUAGAACAUUUUGGUAAUUUUAAUUAUAAUUAGAUCUCACCAGCUAUAAUUUUGAAAAUUCUCGUUUUCCAAAUAUAUUUAUUAAAUUCUUAAGUGUCUUUUCCAGAUAUCCGAAACCCAAAGUAUAUUUGCCCAAACAAUAUAAAUUUAAAUUAUUAAAGAGGAGAAAACAAAAAUGGUUUCAAAAACUUACGAUCCAUUAAAUCAAAUUUAAAUCACAUUUAACCAAACAGUUUAGAAAAAAAAUCGAAGCAAGAAACUAGGAAAAUAUGAUAACAAAGCAAAAUAAUGGAAAACACUUUACUACGCCAACAAGUCCUACAAGCCUACUUUUUAAAUACAUAACGAUAUAGUUCGAUGUCUAUGGAUCAAGGAAUACUUAAAGUAAAGCAAACGGAAAUAGCCCGAAGUAUAAGAGACCGAAGAAAAACCGGAGACAAUGAAUAACUAAAUUUAACAUGUAGAAAUUAAUUGAUUAAUUAAUUAGGUAUAAACAAAUUAAGUCCAGCUAAAAUAUCGAAGCGGUAACGUUCGUUCGAUCGUUAUAUCGGCUACACAUAUACACAUUUAUACAAAUAUUUAUAUACAUACAUAAAUAUAAUUUACGUAAACAGGCCUAAUUUCAACUACCUCCAAAACUGUUUUUUAAAUUAAACAAUUAAAUUCUAAACGAAGAUCAAGUCUACGAAUUAUGUUUAGCAAAAACUAAACGGAAACUAAGUAAAUCAAAUGAAAAGAAAUCGAUUUAAUUAUAGUAAAACAAUUGAUUGAAUUAACAUUUUUAAAUUCAAGCAGAUCGAUUUAUUAAACAACAAAUCAACAAUCAUUGACAAGUAAUUAAUUUUACACUUUAUAUAUACGAUAUAUUACAAUAUGGUAUCUGUAAAUUUAGAUGAGAAUACAAAUGAAAACGCACACAAGCUGCGUUUCGAAAAUGCAAAACCGUCGACUGAUAUUUAUAACAAAAAAAUAAAUAAAUAAAGUAAAUUACAAGGAAAGCAAAGAGAUUCAUUUGUAAAUACACCGAAUGCAGGACAAUGCGCUGAGGAGCAUUAUGUUAAAGUAAACACACCUAAUCCCAACAGAUCCCUACCAAUCCAAAAUCAAAAAACCCCCAAUUCCCCAACAAAUCGAAUUUGAGUUUCGAUCCCCGCAGAAAAAGUUGCACCCAACACUAGCGAAAUUUUUAAAGCGCAUUAAGCAAAACGUCAAAGAUACAUAAAUCUAUAUAAAAAUCGAUAUAUAUCUAAAUACAUAUAUAUUAAAUGAAUACCAAUUAUUGUUGUUGUCUCA
This is a messenger RNA of Drosophila ficusphila, 4180 nucleotides long. RefSeq lists its product as uncharacterized. Lineage: Eukaryota; Metazoa; Arthropoda; Insecta; Diptera; Drosophilidae. The record is from RefSeq and is a predicted model, not a curated record. The transcript is spliced from 4 exons. The coding region runs from base 109 to 1602 and encodes 497 amino acids.